GUGUAACACCCUGUGGAUUAAGUUAAAAUCAAAGUACUUAUAGCAGCACGUAUUCGCAUUGGUGCUAGAACAGUUGAGAUUGGUGUAUUUCACAUACAGUGGGUAUACCGCAUGCAGUGGUGCUAGUUUGUCGGUGUACAUCCAUCAAUUGAUAUCAUCCUGCCUUGAUUCAAAUUGUAUUUUUGAAGGUGCGCUUCCAUUGCUAGUUUUUAAUUUAAUGUUGUGACAGAUUAAUUUUGGAUUAAGCAUCUCGCCCCGCGACGGAAGACGGAAGACCGAAACGUUUAUUUAUGGUUUAAUGGAGAAUAAGUAGAACCACACACAACAUGAAUAAAUACCUCAGGUUAUUUUUUUACCGGGUUUUGAAGGAUUUGAAGCAAAAGGAAUUGCUUCCACUGAAACUUUUAUUUUUCAUGCAUUCAUCGACUAUAUUGGUAUUAUAUCCGUACUUGACGAUACAUAUGAGAGAAUUAGGCAUUAAUGUAGAAGAAACAGCUAUAAUGUCUGCAGUAACGCCAGCAGUAGCCAUAUUGAUGCCACCUGUAGCUGGGAUGAUAGCUGACAAAAUAGGAAAUUUCAGGGUGUUACUAGCAGGAUUCUCAGUAAUAGGCGGUGGAGCCGCAUUACUACUUCUACUAGUUCCUGUCGGAAGAGUAACGUUAACAUAUCCCAAUAAACUGAUAUUUGGGCUUUUAUGUGAAACCAAUACAACACCAACAUUAUCCUUGUACCAAGAACAUCCUUGUACACCUCUCAAAUCAGGUGGAAUUAUCGAAACCGAGAUUAAGCUUGAAUCCUGCGGAUUUUCUUGCCAAGCGGUACUAAGCAAAAAUUAUAGCAAAUUAAUUUUAGACACUCGAAGUUACGAUGUGCAAAUUUACGACAUUUCUAAAAAUUCUACGCUGCUGUACACUUAUAAGCUCAGUCAGGACGAUAUCUUCGAACCAGAACAAAUUACUAAAAGAAGGAAUAAAAUAUCUUUAAAGAAUAAUGAAAGAUAUCGUACAUCGAUUAGAAAAUUAUCUAAGAAUUCGUUCUAUUUUCCAACAAUAUCGAUGUAUAACUUUUCCUGCAAUCUAGCCGAAAAUGCUGCAAUGAGUUGUGUAUUGGGCAGCAGGGAUCAGUUUGAUGGGUUUGAAAGGAUACCAAAUCCUUGGAAAACGGGCAUUAUAUUGAAUCCACCUGAUCACAUUGAUACAGAAGAGGAAAAACAAAUUUACAAAAUUGAUUAUGUUAAUUCCAAGCAGCAAUCUAAUAUUACCUGUCUUGAAAACACAGCUAUGAUAGCCAAGCAUAUAUCUGUAACAAUUCCUAUUAACUCGAAUGAAUCCACUGUUAAGCACUUGGAUCUAGGGAGCUGCUCGCACAGAUGUAUUGCAACCGCACCUAGAAAGAACGUUUGCUCAAAUGAGAAGACUUCUAGAGAACUGGACAUGAGUCUCACAUUUUGGUCCUACCUCUCCAUUAGAGUGUUUGUUGGUAUUAUCAGUGGUACUGCUUUUGCUAUGUUCGAAGGAGCAGUUAUAGCUCUUUUGAGGGAGCACAAAGCUGACUAUGGACUGCAAAGGAUCUAUGCUACUAUUGGAGGCAUGAUUAGUUCACCGAUAUCCGGAUGGAUGAUUGACUAUGCUAGUAGAGGCAAAGGUUACACAGAUUUCAGACCUGUAUUCUUCCUAUAUGCUGCAUUGAAAAUAAUAAGUGGAGUUUUAAUGUUGUUCAUUAAUCUGGAAUUUAAGAAGGCAGCUUCCAGCGUAAUCACUGAUGUUUUAGAGGUACUUAAAAAGCUGGAACUUAUUGCGUUGUUCGCAUCUUGUGUAAUUUUAGGUUGUGCAUGGGGUUUUAUCGAAAGUUUCCUAUUUUGGCUCCUGGACGAUCUCGGUGCAUCAAAAUCAUUGAUGGGUUUAACAGUUACAAUAGGAGGAAUUGUAGGAAUACCUCUACUUAUUCUAUCUGGACCAAUUAUCAAAAAAAUAGGUCACGCCAAUGUCAUAUUCAUCGGUUUCAUCUUCUAUGCAAUCAGAUUAAUUGGGUAUUCUAUGAUAUAUCAUCCAUGGCUGUGCCUAAUAUUCGAAGCAAUGGAGUCUGUUACGUUUGGACUAAGUUUUACAGCUGCUGUGACAUAUGCUGCUAAGUUAUCAACGGUUACGACUGACACCAGUAUACAGGGGAUGCUUGGAGGACUGUAUUAUGGAGUUGGUAAAGGAAUUGGUAGUCUCAUAGGUGGUUAUUUAAUAGAGAUGAUAGGAAUCCGUCACACAUUUCAGUGCUUUUCAGUAGCAACUUUGAUUAUAGGAAUUAUUUAUUUCAUCUUCUACCACGUGUACAUGAAGAAACAUCCUUCCCAAGGUACAGAUAUUACAAAGAAAGAUAAAGAGAAGCCCCCAGAAGGUUUUACUGAUAUAAACUUGAAAUCUAAAUCUGAGCUGGCUGACAUCCAAGCGGAUUUGCCAGUUGUGUACGAAGACGCCAUGUGCAAUCCUGCAUACGAAACUACUGAGAUUGAAGACGAACCUGAAGAUGACAAAACGGAUUAUAUAAAAGCUAAUGGAAAAGUUUGACAUAUUUAAUGAACAGAUCUUUGUCAGUAUUUCUAGGUUAUUUUAUAGGUCAGGAGGGUAAAGAAGUAUAUGACAUGAACUUUUAUAAAGAGUAUAUUAAUUUAAGCAAAACGUUUUUAUGGGCAGUAAUUUUUGUAUAACCUAAUUUAACAUUGCCUCAAAGUAGUAAACCUUUAUUUUUGACACCCUAUAUCUUAAUUAGCGUAUUUAUUAUUAUUUUUUUUAAUAGGAUCUGAUACCGUGUCAUUUUUCAACCACUACUCUCCUGACUUAUUGUACGUUUUGUAAAUUUUGUAAAUCUGAUUUAUUGAAGUUCCUUAAGGUAACAUUUAGUUAAGCAUUUCAAGUUGAUAACCUGUAUGAUAAUUACAGAUUGUAUCUGGUUUAAAAUACGACGAGAUAUUGAUAUCAAUUGAUCUAUACUUACAAAAAAA
This is a messenger RNA of Psylliodes chrysocephalus, 2992 nucleotides long. NCBI's taxonomy places the organism in Eukaryota, Metazoa, Arthropoda, Insecta, Coleoptera, Chrysomelidae. The record is from the annotation of a GenBank genome assembly.